CCUCUCUUUCUUUCUUUUGCUCGUUCUUUCUUUUGUUUUCACUUUGUUUCUUCUUCCCAUCCUGAUUUCUUCCCGUCCUGAUCUGGAGCAAUGGCGACGGAAGAAGAAACACGGGAAACAACAGAUGGCCUGGAAGUUCAAAUGGAAGCUGCAAACGAUUUGCAAACACAACUUGACAGCAAGCAUUCUUCUAUUAAAGAGAUAAAGUGUGAGGCGCGAACCAUGGAUUCAACUGGAGGAAUAUUGAAGAUUCCAGAGGACCAAGUUUUAGUAGAAGCACCCUCUGAAACCACAAUUCCUUCAGAACAUAAUCUAAAUGGCAUGGCAUCCUCUCUGAAUGGGCAUGUGGAUAAAGAAGAGAAUAUGUCAACUGAGCAGCCCCAUGAAACUAAUCAGGAAAGUCAAGAGCAGGUAGAAACUUCACCAGAGGGAAUAGGUACCUAUCAGAGAAACAAACGUAAUGAAGAGGAGGUAACUGAUUCUCUCAGCCAUGGAGAGAGUGCAUCAGAAGAUAUCACCCUUCCCAAAUUUGAGAAUGCAGAGGCCACGGAUCAUGGCCAACAAGGUUUUGAAGGUCAUGUAAUGAAUGACACCAUGGUACAGGAAAUUGAUAAUGCUAUUGAGCAAACAGUUGAUGCUUAUGAUCUGGAUCCAUCAAAAGAAACCAAGGAUACACAACCUGCAAUCAUGACAAGUCUUCCUGAUGAUGAGGUUCUAGCCCAAACUCUGCCUGGAAUCAAGUCUCCUCUGAAGCCUAAUGUGGACGACUUUAAUGCCAUUCCAGAUACUAUAGAUGGAAACAAAGAAACAGAUGAAUCGACUAAAGAUGAGGAUAAAUUUAUCGUAGAACAUGCAGACGAAGAAGCCAAAGUACAAGAUCAACAGAGUAAACAAGCUGAUGAUAUGGAUGCAGAGGUGUUGCAGGAAGAGAUAUCUGAAAGCAAGGAACCUGAUGUGCCUAAAACUGAAGAAGCCGAUGAGGCGUCAAUUGAUGAUCAAGGAGCUCUGGGUCAAGAACCAGCUUUAGAAACCAAUGCCAGUUUGUCCAUAAAAGCUGAAGAAACUUGCCACAAAGAGAGCUAUCCAGAAGAGAAAGUUAUUGCAGAACAUGCAGAAGAAGAGGUCAAAGUAGCAGAUCAACAGAGUAAGCAAGUCGAUGACAUGGAUGCAGAGGUGUUACAGGAAGAGAUAUCUGAAAACAAGGAACCUGAUGUGCCUAAAACUAAACUAACCGACAAGAUGCCAAUUGAUGAGCAAGAAGCUCCGAAUCAAGAACCUGUUUUAAAAACCAAUGAGAGUUUAUCUGUAAAAGCUGAAGAAAUUUGCCAUGAGAGCAAUGUGGUCACUGGUGGGGAGAGAACUCCAGAAGAUGAUGCCACUACAAGGGGGGUAACUGUUGAUAUCAAAGAAGAGCAAAACCAGGGAUCAGUAGAAGAGGUAAAAGAUGCUGAAGCAGUUGAUACUGAAGAAAUAGUGCAACAAAGUAGUGUUGCUUUUGAUGAGACAAUUCAAGAUCAUGCAGCAACUACAGAUCCCAGUUCUGAUAUCCAACAUAUACCGAACACCGAACCAGAAGAAACCAAGGACCCUAGUGCUGUCGAAGCUGAAGAAGUAGCCAGUCAGAGCAAUAUGGCUUUUUCUGAAGAUGCAGUUCAAGAUAAGGUAAUACCAAGUGAGCCACCAGAAGAUAUACAACCAGUGCAGGAGUUGGAACAAGAAGAAACUAAGCAAGAUGAUGAAGCUUCAGACAAAACAAAUCCUUCUAUCUUCAGCAGCUUAAAUCAAGAAGAUGGUACCGGGGCAAGUGAACCACAUGCAACAGAACUAGCAGAAGAGGCUGCUGCCUUCAGUAACUUACAUCAAGAAGGUGGUAUAGCUGACACUGAUGAACUAGAAGAGGCAAAGGAAAUUGAAGCCACUGAAACUGAAGAAAUCACCCACCAAUCCCCUGCUGCUAUUUCCACAGAACUGCCAAUAGAAGAUAAUUCAACAUCAAGUAAGCCACAUAAUGAUGAAGUUCAGCAUUCCCUGGAACAAGAUUCAAUGGAAGUGAAGGGUACUGAAGCUGCUGAGAUUCAAGGAAUCUCCCAUGAAAGAACUAUUGCUACUUCUAAGGAGGAUGCUGUGGAAGAUGAUGGCACAGAAAAAGGACCAAGCUGUGUUUCUCAAGAAGUACAAGAUGCAGAGUCAUCAGAAGAAAUCAAGGAAAGAAAAGUUGAUGAUGUUGUAGAACCAUCUAAUGUGGCAACUGUCGAUGAUGUAGAAAAAGAAAACAAUGUUCAGACAAUUGAGAAUAUUGCUGAACUGCAACUGCAGGGUCUUGAAUCAGAAGAAAACAAGAACCCUGAACCUUUUGAAACAGAAGAAGAUUUCAACAACAGACAUUCUGCUCCUUUCAACGAUCCAGAUGAAGAAGUGAAAACAACAGAAUGUGAGACAGAGAACACAGAGUCAACAGUAGAAAUAAAGGAAACUGAAGACACUAAAACUGAAUCAAUUCCCCAGGAAAGCAAUGCUUCUAUUUCUGAGGAGCCUACUCCAGAAGAUAGUGUAACAGCAAGUGAAACAAACACUCGAGAGCUAACUAUUGCAGGAUCAAUAGAGGCCAUUGAGGACAGCAAAGAUACAGAAACUGAAGAAAACACUGACCAAAGUAAUGAGGUUUUUGCUGGGGAGGCAACUCAAGGAGAUAACAUACUUGAAAGCGUGUCAACUGCUCAUACACAACCAAUGCAGGAGCUGGAAUCAGAAGAAAUAAAUAAAGCUGAAUUUGUUGAUUCGAGUGUCCAUCAAAAGGAUGAUGCUGUCCCUCAGAAGAAACAUCUAGAAGUUAAUCCAACCACAUGCGAGACAAAUGUGAUUGUAUCAGCAGAAGUGAGCAGUGCUGAAGUCUCCGAAGAUCAAGAAAUUGUCCACCAAAGCAAUAUUACCCAAUGCGAGGAGCAAGCAACUGAAGAAAAUUUAACAGAAGGUGAACAACGCAUCCUAGAAAUGGGAUCAGUCCAGGAUAUGAAGGACACGGAAGCUACUGAACCUGAAUUCAUCUCCCAGCAAAACAUUGUUUCUACUUCCAAGGAGUCUGCUUCAGAAGAAAAUGCUGCAGCAAGAGAACUUGGUUUUGAUGACAGAGAAACACAAAAUGAUGGACCAGAAUUAACAACUGAACAUGAUGAUAUGAAGGCCUUAGAAAUACCUGACCAAAGCAGUGAGGCUAUUGUUGAGGGGACAGCUCAAGAAGACAGUCUAUUAGCAAGUGAGCCAGCCAAUAAUGUGCAAGCAAAGGAGCUUGAACCAGAAGAAAUAAGGUACACUGUAGAUGGUGAAACAGAAGAAGCUUCCCAUCAAACGCAUGAUGCUGCUGUUGAAGGUAAUUGGACAAGUGAGCCAGAGAUGACAGAAUCAUCAGAACAGAUGAGAGACACUGAACCAACACUCCAUGACAGCAAUGUUGCUAGUGUGGAGGAAAUAGAAACACAAGAUAAUGCAGCAACUGAACAAAAUGUUGGUAACCAGCAACUUCAGGAGCAAGAAUCAGUUGAAUUCAAGGAAACUGAAGUUCUUGAACCUCAAGGAGUCAUCCCAUCUCAUAAUGUUUCUAGUUCUGAGGAGUUUAAUCUGCAAGAGACUGUAACAAAAGAAGAACCAAGUUCUGACACUCAAGUGGAGGAAUCAUCAGUAGUAAUUGAAGAUAGUGAAGAUGUGAGUAGUGCUGUACUUUCUGAGGAGGCAGCUCCCGAAGAACAUAUACUAGCAACUGAGGCAACUGUUGAUACAUCACCAGUUCAGGAAGCAGAAGUAGAAGAGAGUAAAAAUAUUGAAUCUGUUGAAGUAGAUGAUAAUACAGCAGCAAGCGACCUUCCAGGAGAAGAGAUGGACACUAAAGUCAUAGCGACUGAAUUGAUCCCUUAUGAGAGCACGACUGCAGGCGUCAAGGAACUCAAUGAGGAUGUGAAAGGCAAUGUUGCUCUUGCCGAGGAUGCAGCUUCAGAAGAACAUAAGCCAGAACUAGAGGAGAUCAAGAGCACUGAGCCAGCUGAAAAAGAACAUAAUAUAAUAGAAACUGGCCUGCCAGACGAAGAGAUGAAGGGCAGUGAAGCCAUGGAAACGGAAACAGUCCCUCAUGAUAGUAACGUUGAAAGCAUCAAGGAACUUGCUGAAGAUGAUAUAAUAACAGCAAGCGCACCGGAUGUUGACAUUCAACAAGUUGCAGAGCAAGAAUCAGUUGAAGACAUGAAGUACAUUGCUACUGCAGAACAUCCAGGGGAAACCCCAGAAAGCAUCGUUUCUACUUCUGACGAGCUUACUCCAACAGGAGAGAUCACAAUAGUAACUGAGACAACUUUUGCCAGUCAACCUGUGCAGAGUUUAACAGAUCAAGAAACCGAGGACAGUAAAUAUGUCAAAACUGAGGAAUCCUCUGAACUCAGUACCUUCUCUACUCCUGAAGAGGCAGUGCAAGAAAGAGAUUUACUAAAGAGUGAGCCAUCUUACGAUAUUCAGCAAGCACAAGAACUGGAUUCAACAGAACAAACUAAAGGCACUGAACAUGUGGAAACUGAAGAUUACCAGAAAAAUGGAGUUUCUACCCUUGAGGAGUCAACAACAGAGGUUGAGACAAAUGUUGAUGAUCAAGAUGUGCAGGAGAACAACUCAGUGGUAGAAGUCAAAGAAAAUGAACAUAAAGAAACUAAGAAAGCAGCUCAAGAAAGCAGUGAACUGGUAACUGAACAACCUUUUUAUGUCCAACCCGUGCAGCAGAUUGAACUAACCAAAUAUAGUGAGGACAAUCAACUCAUAGAGGCAGAAGAAACAUCCAGCCAAAGCAACAUUGUUACCCCUAAUGAUCCAACUGCAGAAGACAAAGUUGCAAAUGAAAUCGACCAAUCUGUUGAUAUUGAUCAAGGGCAUGAACUAGAAUCAGUGGAAGAAAUCAAGGAUAUUGAUGCUACUGAUUCUGAAGAAACCUCCCAUACAGGCCAAGCAGUUUCUUUAGUGGAGCAAUCUUCAGAAAGUAAUCUAUCAGCUGCUGAGUUGACUCAUGGUGUUCAACAAGUGAAUGUCUUGGAUGCUGUGAAAGAAAUAGAGGGCACCGGAGACACUGGUGGUGAAGAAAUCUUCUAUGAACAGACAGAUAUUUCAGUGGAUCCAUCUCCAACAGAUAAUGCACAAGCACUACAAGAUUAUCCUGUGGAGUCAAACGAAGAAAACUUGGGCAAAGGAAUCGAUGAUGUGAUUUCAGUGCAUGAAAAGGUCAAGGAUGAUAUACAUGAGUUAGCAGAGCUAAAGGAUAAAACAUCGGAAUUGGGUGAAACAACUCAGACAAGUGUGAACAGAUCUGAGGAACAUGAUCACAUUUCUACUGAAGAUACAAUAGAGACUUCAAACAAUACAAAUCUAGAUAAACAUGAUUCAGGCCAGAUAUCAAAUGUUCAAGAUAACGAGAAACUUCAUGAUGUGAUGCUUCAAACACAAGUUUGUGAAAGAUCGGUGGAUACCAUAGUCAUUGGGCAACAGGAUGAUGCCGUGAAGAGCGUUAACUUGGAUCAACAGGGAAAAGAAUAUGAGGAGAUUGAGAAGAAAAAGGAAGAACUCCCGUCUAAUGAACAGAAACAUGAUGACAAGACGGCUGAUUUCAUCAUAGAUACACAAGUAGAGUCCAUUGAUGCAUUUGAGGCUGAACAAACAGAUACAGGGGCUACUGAAGUUCUCAAUGAUGAAGUAACUCAACAUAUAUCCAACGAUUCAAUCCCAACAACUGCAGAUGCGAUGGUUAAAAACAUCACAGAAAUAAAAGAAGAAACUGAAGAAGGGAAUGGACCAAACAAUGACGGUACUCCAGAGGUUUCUGCCAAAAAUUACAAUGAAGAUGUGCAGGAGAACAGUGAAAAGGAUGCAGUGGUAGCAAACACUUCAAGUAGUGAACAGGAUGAAACAAAUGGUGAAAUUAGAAAUGAAGAGGUCGAAUCUUGUUUGGCAUCAUCUCUGGAGAGAGAUCUUCAAGCUGACUCAGUCCUUUCAAAUGACCAAAUGCUAGAGAAUAAUCCUAUAGUUGUUCCACAGAAUGAUCAGUACAGACUGCACAGAGCAGAGAAAGAAUACCUAGACAAAGUCAACGUUGAGAUGCAUGCCAUUCAAGAAUCAGAUAAAGUGAUUGAAGGUGCAGAAGAAAAACAAGAAGUGCAAAAUGAAGACAAUGUUGUUCGCCAUGAUGAAUCCCUGACCACAACUCAAAAGGAAGAGACAUCCCAACUCCAUACUGAUGAACAACACAGUGCAGGCAGUAAAAUGGACGAUACCAGAAUUUCCUAUGCAGAAAUCACACCUGAAAAUACAAGUGCAGAGCCCAGAGAAGUUGAAAAUACAGAUGAAAAGAAAGGAUUCGAGGCCUUUCCUGAAUUUGAUGUGGAAACAUCCAAUCAAAGUGAUGUUGAUCACGACUUGAGCAUUCAUCACCAGGUUGAAGAUGAAAAGUCGGCGGCCACAGAGAACAAUGGUGUAGAAGCUGAAGAUGUGCAUCCAAAACUUGAUAUGUCAAUUGUUGAGACAAAUAAUUACAAUAAUUUGUCUAUAACCAAUCCCUUGCCUGAGCAUGAAACAGAGAACGCCUCAGAUAUAAAUCAAAACAGACAAUAUCAGGAAGCAACUAAUGCAGAUGCAAUUGAAAACAUUGAAACUGGCCAUAUCAAGAAAAUGGAGACAAACAAUACUGCAACAACUGAAGUGGUCAAACCCAAGGAAGAUAUAUGUGAUAAGGCUAGUGGAGCUGAUGGCGUACCAUCUGAUGGAAGUCUUAAGACAUCUGAGGACACCAGAAGGAACCUUGAUGUUUCAUCUGCAAUUACAGAAUUAAAGGAAGAAAAUAUGAACAACGAGAUGGAAGAUUACAAGCUUGAUCUUCCUGUGCAUCCUAUACAGGAUGAAAACUCAACUGAGAAGGGAUCUGGCUUGGAUGAUACAGGAAAAGAGUCCAAGUCACCAGAGAAGGCACUGCCUGCUGAACCAGAAGAGCAGGAAGAGUAUCAAGUAACCAAACAACAAGAUGAAGGAGACAUGCAGGAUCCAGAACUUGGUGGUGCACAGAAAGAGGAUCAGAAAGAAUCUGAGCAAGAUUAUUUACCUGUCUCUAGUUUCCUGAUGAACCUAAUAUUGGGAAAAGAGAAUGAUGAUCCAACAAAAGAUUCAGAAACAGAGGUAGAAAAGAAGCAAGAAGAAACUAUGAACGAUGACAGUUCUUUGAUCAAUUCGCAACAAGAAGAAAGUUCGGUGUCAUUUCCAGUAGAAAAUAUGGUAGAUGAAAAGGUCACCUUCGAACAAGAAAUGGAAAAGGUAGAAGGCUCUGAAGAAACAAAAGAGCCAGAAAAAGAACAGAGUCAUGAUGUCGAGCUGGACAUCCAAAAAUCAUUAGAAACUGAUGAAGAGCUCAAAAAGAACACUCUUGAUUUGGAAGCGCCAAUAUACCAAGAUAAUGCCCAGGAUGAGAAUUCUAGCAAACUGAUAUCAACCAAGGCAGAUGAUCUGAACAAAAAGGUGGAAGCUAGAGACUUUGAGUUCGAUGAAAAGUCAUUUGAUACUGUUUGUCAGGAAAAUGUGGCAGUGGAAAUAGAAACUGAAAAAGGAAGCUUGAAUAGAAACCAAGUUGACAUAACAAUCCCAAAGGCUUCACAAGAGGAUGCUUUGGAGGAAGUAGGAACAGAACUUCCACAUGAGUCUUCACAUGAAAACGGACAUGAUGCAAAGGCUGAGCAAACACUCUCCUUGACAGAACCAGAUAUAGGCAACACUGCAAAAUUGCCUAACGAUGACGACAGUAUUCAAAGCCCUCCUUGCACAGAACAAGAAGAGACCAUUGAAACUUCCUAUGUUGAAGUGAGAAGUAUUACUGAGGUUCAAGUGGAAAGUGAAGCAGUAGAAAAGAAAGAGAACCAGUAUACAAUUACAAGUGGAGAAACUGAAGAACAGAUGGAAAAUUUACAUGAUGAUAAGUCGAAAGAAACAUAUUCUGAAGCAAUUUCUGAUGAGCAGACAACUGAAACCACUGAACCAGUUAGCUACACUCAGAGAGAUUUUGCUUAUGAAAAGGAAAUUCCAGCAAGUUUGACAUGCAUAGAUAAGAAAGAGAGUAAGAUCUCAAACAAUGAAGUCAGCAAAUUUGACAAGGCUCUUGAUAUACCCUCACAUAUUCCAAAUUUGCAUGUUAACCAAGAUAAAAAAGAUGAAUCAGCUGAAAACCAAAUUGUGAUGGAGCAUAAGCUUGAAGACUCUGAUCUGCAGGAGGAGCAGGAAGUUGUUGCGCAAAAGUUCCUUAAAGAAACUGAAGGAAGCCAGAAAUUUAUGGCAAUAACAGAGCCUGCCAUAAAAUCUAAUGAAGAGCAAGAAUUGUUUGAUUCGCAGGUUCAGGAAAGUGGUCUCCAUGUGGUUUCACCAAAAGCUACUUCUGAGACUGAAGAAAAUUUUGUGAAGAUAACAAAGCCAGAAUUCAGCACAGAUGAAGAACAUAGUCCAAAGGUGGAUGAAACAAAUAAGACAGAAGAGAAGACUUGUGAUGAGAAAACAAAGGCUGAAGAGGAAACUAAUAAUAACGAUGAAAUAACAAUGAAGGUCGAAGAACGAGGAGCAGAACAGAAGGUAUCACAUAAAAAGCACAACAUUUUGUCUGGUGUUGGAUCAAAAGUGAAGCAUCAACUAGCAAAAGUGAAGAAAGCCAUCAUUGGUAAACCUGGGCACACAAAAUCUGAAUCACCAAAGUCAUAAAAUUCAAUUCAUCUUAGAGCAUGUAAUUCUUGUACAAUAUGUAUUUUUGGAGGUGUAGGAUAUUGCAAUGGGUUUAGUGAACCUCAAGGUAUCUGUAAUUUUGUAUGAAUGAUUCAUUAAAUUGCUGUGUUUUCAAAGACGCUUGUAAAUAUAGGCAGGCAGUGUGUAAUCCAAGUUCCCAUAAAAUUAGUAAUUGUUUGACAAACUUGGAGUGUGAAGUGGACAACAUGUAAAUGGCAUAUUUUUCUUUGUUAUUUCCUUGCUGAUAUGCAUGCGUUGUUUUCGUGGUAAUCGUGCAA
Messenger RNA from Oryza brachyantha (malo sina), 9050 nucleotides. Its product is annotated as extracellular matrix-binding protein ebh. NCBI's taxonomy places the organism in Eukaryota, Viridiplantae, Streptophyta, Magnoliopsida, Poales, Poaceae. The coding region runs from base 91 to 8751 and encodes 2886 amino acids. The transcript is spliced from 8 exons. The record is from RefSeq and is a predicted model, not a curated record.